Apis laboriosa (Himalayan honeybee) is the source of this 1964-nucleotide messenger RNA. Its product is annotated as coiled-coil domain-containing protein 63-like. The transcript has 7 exons. Lineage: Eukaryota; Metazoa; Arthropoda; Insecta; Hymenoptera; Apidae. Bases 251 to 1894 code for a protein of 547 amino acids. The record is from RefSeq and is a predicted model, not a curated record.
GAACGCACAGAUGGUAGAAUUAUACAGGGUGGCAGAUGUCUUUCUCAAAUGUACUCGUUGAACGUCAUCAAUAGUUACAUUGGGAAAGUGUUUUCCACUCCUCCAUCGAUCCUUAAGAUUAUUUAUGUGAACAGUGAGGAAGAUAUGAACGAAGACGUUGGCAUCUUCCGGAAAAAUCUCUAAUCCAUUGAUCGUAACUUUUCAUAAAUGUUUAACAAAUAGUUAUAAUUAAAAAAAGUAAAGCUUAAAAAUGGCUCGUAAAAUGCAACACAUGUUAGACGAGACUGAGCUUGAGACGAUAGCUCAAAAUGAACUUUCAAGAUUAAAAAGACAAUUUAGGAUAAUGGAAAAUGAUCGAAGUGUUUGUGCAGAAGAUGCAAAAUUACAACUUCGUAAACAAAUAAAUAUGAUUAAUCGUUUGGAAUAUGAAAAGGCAGAACUUGUUCUUCGUAUUAAAACUGCCAGCGCAAAAACGUUCACUCGUAAAGAAGAAAAAAUGGAAGAAAAGCUAAAGUGUGUUUUAAUAUCGCAAACACAAUAUGAUGAAAUGAUAAAGAAUGAAAAACAGGAAAUAGGAGAAAUCGAUGUUGAAAUUCGCAAGUUAUCAAAAGAAAUAGAAUUCAUAAGGAGAAAAAUUAAAACAGACGUUCAAUUAAAAGAAAUGUACAUACGAGAUGAAAAUAUAGUUUAUAUGUUGGAAAAUCGGCUUGAAGUAGCAACAAAAAGAUUUAACAUUGCUGUUGCUCUUAAUACAAAACUUCGAGAUGAAAUUGAAGAUAGACUCAAAGAAAGAUUGCAGUUUACAACACUUUGGAAUAAAUUAAUUCACCAAUUAAAUACUGGAAAGCAAAUUAUAAAUGAUUUAGUAGAACAAGCUACUAUCGCAUUCAAUCAAAGGGAUGAAGAAUUAAAUAAAAUUCAAGCUCUUCGUGAAAGGGGAUUAAGAGACUUAAGAAAUCAUAUCUCAGAAAUGUGUGAAUUACAAAGAACAAUGGAUAAUGAAAUGAAAUUACAAGAAUUUCUUGGUGUAAAAGGACAACAUCGUGAAAUGAGUGAUUUAAAUGAAAAACGUGCAGCUGAAAGAAAAGCUUCAAUGGAAUAUAAACAAUCCAAGAUUGAAACUUAUAAGAAUAUUUUACAUACGAUUAAAGAAUUUAUUGGUGAACAAAAUAAUGAUAAACUUAUAGCAAAAUUUAUCAAACAAGAGGAAGAAAAUUUUGCCUUGUUCAGUUACGUAAAUGAAUUAAACGAUGAAUUGGAGAGUCUUAAUUCGAGAAUUGAUCAAUUAACAAUAGCUAUACAAGAGGCACAAACUUUAAAUGAUCGUAUUAGUUACGAACAAACUCAGACAUUAGAGCAGCUCAAAACAGAACUUGAACAGCAAACCGCACUUGCUGAUGCGGCUGAAGAAAAUCUGGCACAGUGUGAUGAUGUACUAGAAAAACUAUUAAAAGGAAUAGAUUCUCUGUUUAAAGCAAUUCGUUGUGAUAAUUCUCCAAUUUUACGAUUAUUGGGCGAUAAUGAACAGAUAACGAUGAGUAAUGUAAUGCUAUAUUUAGGAAUUAUUGAAAAACAAAUUACACAAAUGUUCCACAAAGUAUAUUGGCUGGAUAGAGCUACGAAAACGCAACAAUUGCGAAUUGACGAAGAAAGAAGACCUAGAUUGAAAGUGCCUCCUAUUGAAUAUAUUGCUCCCACUCAACCUUGUGCCUUAUGCGUCGAAAAAGAAGAAUUACAAAUUGUAUCCGAAGGUUUGGAACAGCCAUUGACGCGCGAAGCAGCUGCUAUAAAGUUAAAGCAAAGACUCGAUGAAGAUUACUCAGAACUUUUGCAUAAUAUAUCUGGUUGUCAUUUACCGGCAGCUAGAAAAAUCAUACAAAAACGAUAUCAAUAAAAUAGUAACACAGAGUCUGUAAUACACAAUCAUUAAUAUUUAUGAACUACAUACAAGAUAAUCGGCUGAA